Schistocerca piceifrons (Central American locust) is the source of this 3553-nucleotide messenger RNA. Its product is annotated as trehalase-like. Gene Ontology annotation, biological process: trehalose catabolic process. Lineage: Eukaryota; Metazoa; Arthropoda; Insecta; Orthoptera; Acrididae. The record is from RefSeq and is a predicted model, not a curated record. Bases 24 to 1946 code for a protein of 640 amino acids. The transcript is spliced from 6 exons. Gene Ontology annotation, molecular function: alpha,alpha-trehalase activity.
GUGCCUACCGAGAGGUCGUGGUUAUGUUGCCGCUGGUGCUGCUGCUCCUGCUGCUGCCCCUGCCGCAACCGUCCGUGUCUGCCGAGAAGCCGCCACCAUGCAACAGCAACAUCUAUUGCUAUGGAGAUCUCCUGCACACGGUACAAAUGGCCUCCAUACACGACGAUUCCAAAACAUUUGUAGACAUGAAGAUGAAAUUCUCUCCAAAUGAAACACUGGAACGUUUUGAAAAAUUCAUGAACAGAACAAACAGAAUGCCAGAUAAACUUCAAGUCGAACUGUUUGUGAAUGAUACGUUCGACCCUCCUGGCAGUGAGUUUGAGCCAUGGGAUCCAGUGGACUGGGUAGAAAAUCCAGCUUUCCUGGACAGAAUCGAUGACCCAUUGUACCGCGAAUGGGCAUCAGAGCUGAACCAUUUCUGGAAAAACCUUGGGAGGAAGAUUAAGGAUGACGUCAGGGAACAUCCGGAACAGUACUCAAUUAUUUACGUUCCGAAUCCAGUGAUCGUCCCCGGAGGUCGAUUUCGUGAGUUUUACUACUGGGACUCCUACUGGAUCGCAAGAGGUCUCCUGUACAGUGAAAUGUACGCCACCGUUAAAGGAAUGCUGAAAAAUUUUCUGGAAAUUGUCAACACCUAUGGAUUAAUACCAAAUGGUGGGAGGAUUUACUACAUAAUGCGUUCACAUCCUCCAUUACUCAUACCUAUGUUCAAAAGCUACUAUGAAUUCACAAAGGACAUUGACUUCUUGAACGAGAGUAUAUCAACACUGGAGAGAGAAUUUGACUUCUGGAUGAAGAAUCGUACUGUGACCGUCGAGAAAGAUGGAGUGAAGUACACCUUGGCGAGAUACAGCGACGAUUCAAGCGGGCCUCGUCCAGAAUCAUACAGUGAGGAUGCCCAUAAUGCAAGGAUCUAUAAGACAGUGAAAGAGAAAAAUGAGUUUUAUUCUGAACUCAAAGCUGCUGCAGAAUCUGGAUGGGACUUUUCUACAAGGUGGUUUAUGCUAAAUGGUACAAAUAAAGGGAACCUGACACAGCUAAAAACACGGCAGAUCAUUCCAGUUGAUCUAAAUGCCUUUAUUUACUGGAAUGCAAAAAUUUUGGAGGACUUCUGGCGAAUGCUUGGCAAUCCAACCAAAGCUGAAUACUACAGAGAUAUAGCAGAAAAAUGGAAAGAGGCUGUAACUGCUGUCCUGUGGCAUGAUGAAGUUGGUGCCUGGCUUGAUUAUGAUAUGUUAAAUGAUAUUAAACGUGAUUAUUUUUAUCCAAGCAAUAUUUCACCAUUAUGGACAGGCUGCUAUGAUAAAAAUGAUCAUACAAAAAUUGGAAAAAUCCUGAAAUAUUUAGAGAAGAGCCAGGUAAUGAGUAGUCGAGGAGGUAUACCAACCUCACUUGAACAUUCAGGUGAACAGUGGGACUAUCCCAACGCAUGGCCUCCAUUGCAGUACAUAAUGAUCUAUGGCCUUGAUCAGACUGAUGAUGAAUGGGCUCAAAGUCUGGCACUUGAAAUAGCAGACAUGUGGGUCAGAUCAAACUUCAUUGCUUUCAAUUGCACAAAAUAUAUGUAUGAAAAGUAUGAUGCCACCCUCAUUGGUGUUGGGGGUGGAGGUGGAGAGUAUCGUGUACAGCUUGGUUUUGGCUGGACAAAUGGUAUUAUUUUGGAGCUGUUGAAUAAAUAUGGCCAUCAACUGCAAGUUGUUGACAAAUUUAAUGCAAAAGCUGAACAGAGCACAGCAUCUGGUGUGCAAGCUAGUGGAGGCCAAGUGUUAACAGCAGUGCUUGUUCUUCUCGGCACAUUGGCUAUCGGCAGCAUAGGGUUGCUGAUGUAUAAGAGAUGGGCUCAAACUACCACAUCACCAACUGCAGCCAGAACUCAGAGAAAGCGUGGAAUCUUCCCAAAGCUUUGUGGAGGUUAUACAGAAUUAAAGGAUCUCAACUUUGACUAAGUUUUAGCAUAGUUAGUCAGGUAUAUGGUUGAUUUCCAGAGUUCACUAUGGAAUCUAGCGAGUGUAUUUGAAUCAAGGAAGAAAGUUGAUAAAAUUGUAAUAAAUCAGUGAGAAUGCAUUAAGAACAAUCAGUAUGAAAGCAUUUACAUUUAAAUAUGUUUAUGCUAUGUACAAGAAGAAAAGAAACUAGUUGUGUGAUGUUCCUAUAUGUCUUAUCUGAAAACUUGCCACUACAAUAAACUGGCUCAGUCAUUAUUAUUUUUACAAUGAAUCAGUUGCUCAAUAUUUAUGUCAGACUGAAUUGCCAGGACUAUUUCUUAAUGUGAAUGUGACAUUCUUGAGUUAGAUAUAUUUGUUCAUGUUGAACAAAGGAAUGAUUGUAGUAUUCUGGCAAAACUGCCUGAGAAGUGAGUGCCAGGAUAUGAUUACUUAGACUGUAUAGUCUAUUUGCAAACUUCGUGCCAUAAAAUAUGUCUUUGCUAAUUUGUGAUAAAUCAGUGACAAUAUUUCCAUGUACAAGUCAGUAGGAUUUUGUACCUCUACAUAUGGGACAGUUACAAUGUAAUAAAUUUAUUGGUGUUUUGUAUAAACAUUUGUGAAGCAGUACAUGUAUGAUUCAAAAUUAUUUUAAUCACAAUAUAUUAAAAGUGAUAUAGUGUCUUCUAUGUAGAAAUCCCACACUAUCCAUGUUAACACCAUAUAUCUCUGACUUACUCAUUUGGUGUAAAAAUGUUAAAUAUUGAAACAGAAAUGAGCACAAUUAAAAAAACUUCACAAACAUAACUCAUGCUGCCCUGCCAAGACAGAUUUGUCAAUUAGUCAACUUACUGGCUAGUAACACUUGCCCCAGAGGGAUUUGUUAUGAAAUUUCAAAAUUUUUGUCAUUCACCAGUAAACUAACAUGAGCUACCACAUCCCCCAGCCCCCUUCCUCCUCAACCAUUACUGUGUCCUGUCCUGGGUACACUCUUGCAAAAUUACUGGAAAAAUCUUCACAAGCCGAACUGCUACUGCCUUGUCAAGACAGAUUCAUCAAUUUAUUGACUAGUAAUACUUGUAUCCAGAGAAAUUUGUUAUGAAAUCUCAAUAUUUUUGUCAUUCACUGUGAGAUAAUAUGAGUCCCCCUCCCUUCUCCUUCCUCAAACACUACUAACUCAGAUGCUGGGUACAGUCUUGCAUACUGUGCAUAUUUAUAUAGAACAAUUAUUACUGAAACAAGAAGUUUUGAUCUGUAUUCUUACCAAAAAUCACAAGAUAACCAAUCUGCAGCAGUUAGUAUGGAAAUGCUGCGGUUAAUUGUUUAUAUUGGUUAUAUAUUACAUCUACAACCAAAAAAUAUGAUUCUGAAGAAGGAAGGUAGAAUGUUCAAUUUAUUCAUACAUUCAUUGUAUGAAAAUUGAGCAGACUUUUCUAUUUUUAGUGCACACAUUUUUAUCCCAGUUUGAUUAUUUUUUAAACAUUAAUGUACUAAUAACUGCUGUCUGCUCACUGUGAUAUUUAAGAGAAGUGCACCAAAACUGAGACGUUUAAUCUCAUAUGAUGAGAUAUUUUAAAGAACAUCAUACAUAUAAAUAGGAAAUUCUGACUCCAAUUUCUGUAUUUAUAAAU